This is a messenger RNA of Zootoca vivipara (common lizard), 2712 nucleotides long. It is a transcript of the gene COA8, whose product is annotated as cytochrome c oxidase assembly factor 8. Gene Ontology annotation, biological process: intrinsic apoptotic signaling pathway. The record is from RefSeq and is a predicted model, not a curated record. Lineage: Eukaryota; Metazoa; Chordata; Lepidosauria; Squamata; Lacertidae. Gene Ontology annotation, cellular component: mitochondrion.
UCGCCGCCCUCGGUCCCCAGUGACUUCACAAUGCCGGACACUCUAAUUCCGCCUGGGGUCCGAGUCGCUUCUCCGGGAGCGGCUCAAAGCGGGAGGGGGGCGCCAGGAAAACGGGAAGCAGGCAGCUUCAGCAGCCAGAAGGAGAUCGAUGGAGGAAGGCGGGGGGGGGGGAGGAAGGAAAAUCCCCCUCGCCGUGUUUUGCCAGGCCUAGGCCGGCAUCUCCCUCUCCCAGCAACUUUAAAAUACGUGAGAUCCUUUCCCCGCCCCACAGGGGGAUUCCCUCUCCCCUACAGGGUGUAGUAGUCACUCACCCAGUCCUACUAUGCCUUGCCCUCGCUACAGAGACGCCUCCCAGCUGCCACUUCUCCUCCCGGCCAAGCAAUCCUACAACCGGUGUCCAAAUGCGCCCGCGCGUGCCAUGAUGCCCACGCCGCGGUUUCCAAUCCGCGCAACAAGGCCCAGGCGGCUCUGCAAACCCCCCCCCCAAAAAAACACCACUCCUCUGCCCGUCCCCGCAAGUAGGUAGGGUCGGCCUCUUCCCACCGGCGUUCCCAAAGCGUUCGUCCCCUCGGAUCAAACCAUUGCACCUACCGACCAACCUCUCCUGCGUAUAAUCCGCUUUUGGCAAGAGGGUGAAAUUACCGGGCAAUAUGGGAUCUACAACCCUACGCAGCAGCGUAUUCAUCUGGAAGGAAGCCAGUGUGCGAAAGCGAGAGGCUUCAAGUUUUUGCCCUCCUUCACAUUCUUGCCAUGAUUGGAUUGGUCCUCCUGAUCGAUGUUCAAACCUCCGACCAGUAAUGUUUUAUAUAUCCAAACACGAAUCCCCAUUGGAACGAAGGCUUAGAGAGUUUAGACAGGAAACUCAGGUUUGGAAUCAACAGUUCUGGGCAGACCAGAAUAUAUCAUUUAGAAAGGAAAAAGAAGAAUUUGUCUAUUCCAAAUUGAAAGCCAAAGGUCUACAACUGAGAGAUGAAAAAGGCCAGAAAAUAACAUUGUCUGCAGAAGAAAUGGCUGAAUUUUACAAAGCCUUUUUAAGUAAAAACUUUAAAAAGCAUAUUUAUUAUAACAGAGAUUGGUAUAAACGAAAUUUUACCAUCACAUUUCUCAUGGGACAAGUGGCAUUUGAGAAAGCUUGCAAGAGAUUUGGAUUAAAAAAAGAGCGAAGCUGAAAGCUAGUAGGUCACAGUGCUGCAUAUAUGUGAUGAAAGGCCUAAUUAUUACUGGGAUCUUAGUGGCGACCGUGGCUGUUUCUUAAAAUCAGAUAUUUGAAGCUACAUGAAUGCAAGUUGAACAGCACUUCUCAUUCUCCUGCAACGAAGCCAACUACCAUUGUUUAUGCAACAGAAUCUUAGUUAAAAGCUUCCUUGGUGAGAGCUGAACUGCACCAAAUAAUGGAAUCUUUCUUCCUGGUUUGAAAAAUAUGUCUGUAUGCUCCAUUAUUUCAUUGCCAUCUUGAUCUACAAGGGGACACUUAUGUUCCAGAAUGACUAUUUUGUAGUAAGAAAAAGGAAAGCGCGUGAGCUACUCUUGAGGUAAACUUGGGCGGGGUGGGGGGAUUAAAUUAUACAGUCAAACCUCGGUUGUCAAACCAUUCCGGAAGCCUGUUCAGCUUCCGAAAUGUUCGACAACUGAGGCACGGUUUCUGAUUGGUUGCAGGAACUUGCUGCAUUCAAGCGGAAGCCGCCUUGGGCAGUUGGCUUCCAAAAAACUGAGCAUUUACAUCCGGGUAAACGUUCCAAAACAGAGGUGUUUGGGAUCUGAGCUUUGGCUGUACAUAGUAUGACAAAAGUACAUGAUUACAAGUGCAAAAAUUCAAUACUUAAAUUCAUUUAGCUCUAAAGUGUUUUCUAAAAGUAUAUUUGUAGACACUUUUUCAAAUUACUUCUUUAUAAUAAAGGAACUGUAAUAGUCUUAACACUCUGGGAAUUAGAUAAACCAACAGCUUUAGGAUAUAUUGUCUGUUUACUGCUGCACCUCUCGUUGAUGGCUUUGGACUACCUUGUGCUGGUUGUUUUAUUAUUAAUUAUUUCCUUUUAUUCUGAUUGCCAAUUACCCUGCUGUCAAGAGAGAAUGAAUGUAUAUGCUCAGAAAUGUAAGAGUGCUUCUAGACAUCAGUUCACAUUGGUAAUUACUUUUAGAUCGCCUACUGCUCUGCUGAGCAUAAAUGAUGUGUGUCUCUCUGUUUAGCAGUUGUCUGUUCUAGCUUAACUGAAUUUUGUGUGUUGAGCCAGAAUUAUACUGCAUGCCUAUUAUCCUGUGUCUAGAUAAAGCAUAAAUGUUCUUGUUUUAGGGAGCAUUCAGCCUGCAAUAGUCACACUUCUCAGUACAUGCAAGGACUUCAGUCAGGUUUGGCUAUAUACCAAAUUUGUUUUUUCAGAGAAGCUCACAUCAUACGCUCCCUCCAUUAUCAAAUGACAAUGAGUUUCCUCUACAUAUUAAUUGCUCAGGAUAUAAAUUUGAAGGAAGACAGCUUUUUUUGGAGGUAUAUUCAGGAGUAAGAUCCACAUACAUGCCACUUAAGCAUGCCCAAGGCUCUUCCUUCCACAUAGUUGACAUACUAAACCAUCUCAAAAUAGUAUUGUACUUUUGUGCAGGUGUUGGCUGGCAAAGCAUCAUUAAGCAUACUUUCUACACACAUGCUCUUACAUGGGAUUCCCCCCCCCCCCGCCUCACUGAUCUCAGAGUCAAAGUGCUUUUCUUUCUAGUUUAUAU